Ogataea parapolymorpha DL-1 is the source of this 540-nucleotide messenger RNA. RefSeq names its product gluconokinase. The coding region runs from base 1 to 540 and encodes 179 amino acids. The record is from RefSeq and is a predicted model, not a curated record. The transcript has a single exon. Gene Ontology annotation, cellular component: cytoplasm. Lineage: Eukaryota; Fungi; Ascomycota; Pichiomycetes; Pichiales; Pichiaceae. Gene Ontology annotation, molecular function: gluconokinase activity.
AUGGCCUUUCUCAUAGUUGUUGGCGGCCCCUCUGGAACGGGCAAAUCCACAGUCGGCGAGCGUCUGAGCAGAGAUCUGGACUGUCCGUAUGUGGAAGGAGAUUCAUAUCAUCCGCAGUCAAAUAUCGACAAGAUGUCGCAGGGCAUUCCAUUGACGGACGACGAUCGUUGGGCCUGGCUAGAGAAGCUCACUAAGGUGGGGGUUGAUGCCAUCGGCCAGGCAGGAACUGCUGUAGUGACUUGCUCGAUGCUAAAAGUGAAAUACCGUGAUUACAUCAAGAAAAUCGCCAAACUGGAGAAGCCGGAUAUCAAGGUGUUGAUGCUAUUUCUGUACAACGACUACGAUAUAAUUUACCGAAGAAUGAGCCAGAGAGCAGGCCAUUUCAUGAAAAGCAGCAUGCUUAAGAGUCAAUUCGAUGAUAUGGAGGUCCCGAAGAACGAGGAGGGGGCAUUUGCGAUCUAUUGCGGUGAGAAGUCGCAGGAAGCGAUCGGAGAAGAGGUCCUUCAAAUAGCUAGACAAGUAAUGACAACCCGUGAGUAA